Sardina pilchardus (European sardine) is the source of this 1324-nucleotide messenger RNA. RefSeq names its product homeobox B13a (gene hoxb13a). Lineage: Eukaryota; Metazoa; Chordata; Actinopteri; Clupeiformes; Clupeidae. The transcript is spliced from 2 exons. The coding region runs from base 1 to 915 and encodes 304 amino acids. Gene Ontology annotation, biological process: regulation of transcription by RNA polymerase II. The record is from RefSeq and is a predicted model, not a curated record. Gene Ontology annotation, molecular function: RNA polymerase II cis-regulatory region sequence-specific DNA binding; DNA-binding transcription factor activity, RNA polymerase II-specific.
AUGACCACCUCUUUGGUCCUGAAUCCUCGCUGGGCGGACACGGUUAUGUUUGUGUAUGAAAACAACUUGGAUGAGCUGAACAAGAACAUGGAAGGUCUGGUUGGUAGCGGCAAUUUCGCAGCCAACCAGUGCAGAAAUCUUAUGGCUCAUUCCGCCUUGGGGGGUCAUCCAUCCAGCCUAGUGCACAGCUCUAGCUAUUCCGCCGUGGAUGUACCUGGAUCAGGUUCCAGUGAAGCGGGCAAACAGUGCACACCUUGUCCAGGGGUACCUCAAGGCUCAUCCACGGGUCCUUUGCCUUAUGGCUACUUCGGUAAUGGCUAUUACCCCUGCAGAAUGGGGCGGGGUUCGCUGAAAUCCUGCACUCAGCCCAGUGCGCUUAGUUAUUCUGCAGAAAAAUACAUGGACACCCCCGUCACGUCUGAAGAAUACCCUAGCAGAGCCAAGGAAUUCGCAUUUUAUCAUGGUUACCCAAGCCCGUAUCAAUCUAUGGCGAGUUACCUGGAUGUCUCAGUAGUGCAGACUCUGGGAACGGGAGAGCCACGCCAUGACACCCUGCUGCCGAUGGACAGCUAUCAGCCAUGGGCUCUCACAAAUGGCUGGGGUGGUCAGAUGUACUGUUCGAAGGAUCAGAGUCAAGCUGGACAUCUGUGGAAAUCCGCUCUAGCAGAUGUAGUGGCUCACCAGCAUGACGGGAACUCCUUCCGCCGUGGUAGAAAGAAAAGAAUACCCUAUACGAAGGUGCAGCUAAAGGAAUUGGAAAAAGAAUACGCCGCCAACAAAUUCAUCACGAAAGACAAGAGGAGAAAGAUUUCCGCCGCCACCAACCUGUCUGAGCGACAGAUCACGAUCUGGUUUCAGAACAGGAGGGUAAAAGAAAAGAAAUUCGUCGCCAAAGUCAAGACCACCGCGCCGUAAACAGGGAGGAACGAGUGGCCAUGGCGCGUGAGACUUUCUUGUUUUUUCCCCCUCAAUGACUUUGAAGAAGUGACGGAAAGAAAGUCAUCGUGGUGCUCUGUCGAAUCUGGGCUCAAAAUGUUUGUUGUCCACGCAGUUGCAUCGUAGAGUAUCCUCGAAAAGAAAGAUGGGUUAUCGGAAGAAAAAUAAAAAAAACUGUAAGGACUUUAUUUUAGAGGCCUGUAUAUACAGCACGUGCCUGCUCUAAUGUAUGACAAUAAUGUUCUCUUACUUCUUGAAAUUGUGCUUUUACUUGUAUUUUACUGCAUUUAAAUGUUAUGUGUGUCUGUUGUUGUUGCUGCAGUAGUUUAGAAAAAUAUAUUGUGCUAUCAAUAAUACCCCUAAUCUAUACUGUUUAUAACGCCUGUAA